Striga asiatica is the source of this 579-nucleotide messenger RNA. NCBI's taxonomy places the organism in Eukaryota, Viridiplantae, Streptophyta, Magnoliopsida, Lamiales, Orobanchaceae. The record is from the annotation of a GenBank genome assembly.
AUGGAAAACCCUAACAACGACGGCGCCGCUUUUCCACCCGUCACCGACACGGCGCAUCUAUCGGAUCCCGCUCCGCCGCCGCCGCCCUGCGGCUUUCCUCAGCCGGUCGAUCCGUCGUCGGCCUUCCCAUCACCCGCCGCUGCCCGGCGGAGUUUGGACAGCAGCCAUAGGCAGUUGAUCCAAUCGAUGGUCGCAAACUUGUCGGAGUCGGACAAGGUCAAACUGAUUAUGAAAGCCGCAUCGCAUCACGCCGUCGUGCGGGAGGAGCUACUUACGAAGGUGGUCAGGGACGAAAGCAGGAAAAUCUGCGUCCACAUCCGGAUCUGUGAGCCCACCACACCGGUUAAGCUGUUUCGUGUGCUUAAGGAAUUCGGGGACAUUGAUGACGCCAUCUUUCAGUGGUGGUUCCAGCCGGAUUACGUCAUUGCUUUGGUCUCGUUUGUUAAUCCUAGUUCGGCAACAUGGGUCCUCGAGACGCCGGCUGAGGAUGUGGAAGACCUUCAGCUCCAAUGGCAUGCCUACACUGCCAAUUGUGCCGCCUGCCGGGCGUUAAUUCACUGCAAGCACUUUGGCUCAUGA